Messenger RNA from Trichoderma citrinoviride, 1276 nucleotides. RefSeq lists its product as hypothetical. The record is from RefSeq and is a predicted model, not a curated record. Bases 56 to 1276 code for a protein of 406 amino acids. The transcript has 4 exons. NCBI's taxonomy places the organism in Eukaryota, Fungi, Ascomycota, Sordariomycetes, Hypocreales, Hypocreaceae. Gene Ontology annotation, molecular function: oxidoreductase activity.
UACUUUGUUGUAUUCUUUGCCCCAACAACUGCCCUGGGAGUUUGACGAUAUCUUCAUGUCGGGCAUUCUUUCGUAUAUUCCUGGUGCGAGCCUGCUGGUGGGCGGCAGACCCAAGGCCAUUGAUCUGCCAUCAGUCGAGAUUCAUCACAUCGAAACAAUUGCUGAUAGACGGGCUCGAUGUCUGAAGCACCUGCUGAAGGCAAACCAUGCCAAUUAUGCCAUACUCUUCAACAAUCUCCGGUUUGACAACCACAAUGUCCACAUCCUCAGCUCGGCCUAUCUGCUUGGGGCAAAUGAGAACCAGCUGCAUGACAUUUACAAUGACGAGAUCCAAGAUCUAGUGCCCUGGGAGCCAUCGCCAUCCGAGCUUAUUGAUGAGGAUUGGAGAGAUUUCUUAGGAGACAAAAGGUAUCAGAGGGCCUUUUUGGAUUAUUUCGAAGAUAAGCUUGCCAUGGAGUUUGCAUAUGAUUGGAAGCAGGAAAUGCAGCACUUCCUGUUCAGCGGCGAAGAGCCGCUGUUUCAUGGCUUGAUAGGCGGGCUUGGCCAUCCGCUCAUCCACCUCGGGUAUGCAUAUGAGGUCGACAGCAGAGAAGUUGCCAUGGAGGCGCUUGCUCUCACAUGCGUCCAGUACAACUUCUUCCACAAGUAUCUUGACAAUCGCGCAUAUACCAGGCCGUCUCCGCUCAAGUCCAAGGCACCGUUGGACCUCCUGACUCAGCUGUCCAAGGAUGACAGGUUUGGCAAAGCACCGGAGGAUCUUGGCGACCUGGAGGAGUUCCUCGAGAAGAACGAGUCGCCGUUCCUGGAGUACUGGAACGGAUGGGAUGUUGAUGACGACCCUAAGAAACAAUUCGAACUGUCUCAAGAGGCAGCCGUCGCGCUGUUGGUGGCCACCGUCCCACCUGGCACCCACGCAUACGACUUUUUUAUCGUUCACCUCUUGACUACCAGCCAUGCUGUCCGGAUUCUUCUGCCAUUUGUGCCACCAAAACACCACGUUACUCUGGUAAGGGAGUGGUGGCUCUUGGUUCUGGCCAUGUUCAUCGUCAGGGGCCGGCCCUUGCCGGAUCCUGACAAUGUGGAGAGCGAUUUGAAGGGAAAGAAUUGGAAAUACGUGGCAGACAAGGCGCUGAACUCGGCAUGGUCAAAGGACGCACAUUUCGUCAAAGCGGUACGAGCCAUGAAGGAGGCUGCUCGGACAUGGGGUGAUGUUCACGAGCGCUAUCUUCGAGCUGCAGUGACCUUUGUGGAGAAUUUCCAUGGAUGGGUUCGUUGA